Messenger RNA from Gavia stellata (red-throated loon), 588 nucleotides. RefSeq names its product spermatogenesis associated 46 (gene SPATA46). The record is from RefSeq and is a predicted model, not a curated record. The coding region runs from base 1 to 588 and encodes 195 amino acids. Gene Ontology annotation, biological process: fertilization. The transcript has 2 exons. Gene Ontology annotation, cellular component: nuclear membrane. NCBI's taxonomy places the organism in Eukaryota, Metazoa, Chordata, Aves, Gaviiformes, Gaviidae.
AUGGAGAGCUUUGCCCUGCCCACCGUUUCCACUGGGGCCAUGCCCUGCGGCACCAGGACAAGAAGCCCAGAGGCCCCAUGCCCCUGGCGCCCUGCCAGCCUGCCUGCCCCGCCGGGCAGCAAGCGCCCUGCCCGCACCUGCACCAUCUACCGGCCCUGGUUCUCGCCCUACAGCUACUUCAUGUGCACCAAAGGAGCCGCCCAGCAGCACCCGGGCACCUUCUCCUUCAGUCUGGCCACCAGCACCUGGGAGCCUGAGGAGCCCGAUGACCUCUCGGAGAUCGUCUGCUCCUCCUCUGUCUCCUCAGACAAGCCCCAGCCCCCCGCGAGGAACAGUCUGGCCAGCUGCGGAGCCAGUAUCACCAUCUGGGACAUCCUUGCCGCUUCCCAGCGGCAGUCGGUGGCCCAGCGCGGCUACCAGUGCGUGUCGUGCUGCCGCAUCUUCCCCACGCUGUGGUCGGUCAAGACCCACAUCCAGCACAGCUCCCAGGAGGGCUACAGCUGCAAGGUGUACUACCGCAGGCUCAAGGCCCUGUGGGAGAAGGAGCACAAGGAGCAGCAGGCUGCAGCCCCCAGGGUGCCCAUGUAG